Messenger RNA from Plasmodium knowlesi strain H, 3960 nucleotides. RefSeq names its product pseudo-tyrosine kinase-like protein, putative. NCBI's taxonomy places the organism in Eukaryota, Apicomplexa, Aconoidasida, Haemosporida, Plasmodiidae. Gene Ontology annotation, molecular function: ATP binding; protein kinase activity; protein binding. The transcript is spliced from 8 exons. The record is from RefSeq and is a predicted model, not a curated record. Gene Ontology annotation, biological process: protein phosphorylation. The coding region runs from base 1 to 3960 and encodes 1319 amino acids.
AUGGGGAAUUCAUCUAACAGCAAGCCGAUAAAGGGGCGAGACUUCAGCACCUACCGCUACAUCGGAGAACUAAAUAGCGAAAGUGUACCAGACGGAAAAGGAAUCAUUCUACAUAACUCAGGUGAAGCAUUUUAUGGAUAUUUCUCCAACGGAAAGAAAAAUGGCAUAGGAAUAUACAUAGAUAAAAAAUUAACCAAAUAUAUUUCCAACUGGGUUAAUGAUAAAGUGGAUGGAGAGUUGAAAGUUAAACCCUUCCAUUCAGAGAAGGUAUUCUCCUUUCUUUAUUCCAAUGGGGUUAUCGAGUCAUGUACAAUUUAUCGGAGUAGGCCCAAACCUGAGCGUAGUUUGCAUGCAAAAUGGAAGAGAACUCCAAAGGGGGGGGAAACCCACAGUGUAUACAUAAACGAUGAACUUGCUAUGGCAGAUGCCUGUACUGUGGAGGAUGCAAAUAAAGGAUGGGUGUCUACUUUACCGGUGAGGAAACCAGGUUAUGUUUUGCCAAUUGGGAGAAUCCAACAGGGUAGAACUGUAAGUCGAGAAAUCGGAUAUCAUGAAGAUGUGAUAGAAAUCUGUCCGAUGGAUCAACGCCAAGUCUCCAUGGAAAACCCGCACGACGAAGCCAACAUCCAAAUGAAUGAAUUGACUAAAAAAAAAAUAGAUGAACAGUUAAAAAAGGAAAUUUUGGAGAACAUAUUCUACACUUCUUCCGAUUCGUCUAAUCAUUUUAUCCGUCCACAUUUUGUAAUGUUGGGGAGGAGAAAAAAAUGCUACAGAGAUACAUAUCCUUGUGAAACAACACCAAAGGAUAUAACCAUUAUGACCCAUACAUCAACAAAAAAAGAGGAGAAAAAAACUAAACAUAUAAUUAAACGGUUAACUAAGCAGAAUAGCAAUAGUCUUAAGAUAGAAAAAUAUGAAGCAUGGUCCAGGAAGGAAGUCGCCCACUGGCUCUCUCUAUGUAAUGUACCCAUAAAAUGGAUCACUGCAUUUUACAGAAAUAACGUUACGGGAAGUGCACUAGACAGGAUUAAUAUAGAAAUGAUUCGGAACCAGAUGGGGAUACUACCAUAUGGGCAUGCAAUAAAACUACUCCAGUUAAUUAAAAAUUUGAGAGUGAUGGCUUACAACAAGAGGUUCGCUCGAUGUGUCAACAUACAGGAGUGUAAACAUUUUCUCAAGAGAAAAAAAAAAAAAAAAAAAAAAAAAAAAAAAAAAAAAAUACACAGAGAACAUGAUUCACGCGGGGUAAAUCGUAGACGAAGCGAAAACCUUAGCCGAAGUAAAUCAAACGGGAAGGAAAUGAACAGGUUUCACCCUCCUCCAAAUUCGAGCCAACAGAGCAAACAUAUGCUCACCCUAGGGGAACCCAUCACCAGUGAUGCCCCCCCUGAAGAGGAGGUACCUGUGCUCACGAAAAAAAUUCUGUACAAUGGAGAUGCAGUGUACCAAGAGGAGGACCCAAACUCGUGCACAUCCACCACAUCAUUCAAUUCGACCCGCACUUUGAAAGAGGAAGUCUACGGAAAGAUGGAGAAACUAGGAGAACAACACGCAGAGGAGCAGCAUCAUCUUCAGGAGCGAGUGUGUGAUAGGAGCGCCCCCAACGAACCGGUGUGCCACCCAACAUCAAACGACAGGCAAAAGGAUACCAAUAAGCAAAGACGAGAAGAUAAAAAAGAGAAAAAAAAAAAAUUCAUUCGCAGUUUCCAUAAAAAUUUUUCGCUAAUAAAUGAUUUUGGAAAUACAAUCAAUGGGGGUAUCUCAAGGAUCUAUUCCGGGGAAGGGGAAAACCGUGCCCUAUCCGGUGAUCCAAAGGAUGACGAUUAUGGUUCCUGUUCUUUGUCAUCCUUUUCUAUUACGAGUACGUUUUCCCAAUCGAGUCGCCCCGACCUUUCGUAUGAAGAAUCCAACAAAUCCGAUUCCUCUAACGUGCCAACUUGGCAAGGGGAAUCCAAAGGAGAGGAAUAUUCUAUGCUCGCAUCGUCAGCAGAGUUAGAAUUUUCCGUUACCUCAACCUCCUCCUCUUCCGCGUCCUCAUCCUUGGACACUUCCCCCCCUUCUUCCACCUCCUCCGUGUCCUCCUCUUCGUACUGUUCAAACAGAACCGACGAUGCCCCCUUUUACGGUCGCAGCCAAAUAAUUAAGUACCCAAGCAACAUUUACCUGAACAACAGUUUGGCCUUUUCCUACCUCUACAGCUUUAUAAUACCGCACGAACACUUAACGUUCCUGCAUCUCAUUCGGAACCAUUAUCAUAUUAGAACCCGUAGAUGUAAGGACGGGAGGAAGGAUCAGGAGGAGGAACAGAAUCUCUUCGUAACGAAUACCAAAUCGAAUAAAUUUAAAAGUAUAAAGGGAAAUUUAAAGAACGAUAAAAUUAUGAACAGUAGAACUUUUAGGGGAAAGUACUUAGGCAAGGAUGUAGCAAUUAAGGUAUUAGUAGGAAGAGUAAAAGAUUUUUCUGAAAUUCACAAAGUAUUUUACAAAUUACAUCUUUUGAGACAUGGAAAUAUUGCUCUCAUGAUGGGAGUUUCUAUUAGAUAUCCGUUCGUUUUUAUCAUUUCCGAAUUUUUAAAAAACGGUUGUUUAUUCUCCUAUCUUCAUUGUACUGGUAGUUAUGUGAAGGACUUGUCGGUUAGACAGAACGUAGGAACAGUGAGAGCAGACCUUGGAAGUGUAAGCACCAUGAGCAGGGAAGGGGAUAUAUCGGCUAAGAACUCCACGGACAACAGUUCCUCCUGUGAUAGCUGUACAUGGAACACAUCCCACAGUGAAAACCCUGCGUCUGAAUCUCACAGUGGAAGAAUCACCAUCGGGGUGAGAAACAAAUAUAACCCAUUCAAAGGGGACAAUGACCUCUUCUGUGGUGCUUACGCGGAGGAGGAAACGGAGCAUGUCGUUCCCACGCCGAGGAAAAAGCUCCAAAUAUAUACAAACAAUUAUAACGCAUCAGGAAGGAGCCCAUCCAAUGAAUGGAGCAUAUGUCAGAAAAAAACAAACUCACACAUCGAAGAAAUAAACAAAAAAGGAGGAAAGAAGAAAAAAAAAUUACAUACCAAAUUAUUCUUACAAGAUCAAAUUCAACUGCACGAGCCGUACGCAUUUCCCCCCUUCGAUAAAGAACUCUCUUUCUAUGUAAAAAAAAAAAAAAAAAAAAAAAAAAAAUAUAUAUUAUUUACAUACCCUCAACCGAAGCUUCAUUUUAACCUACCCGGAAACGCCCUCAAAAAGGACAGACGACUAAGUGUCCAACGGAUAUUAAAAAUUACAACGGACGUCACCCUCGCCUGUUCGUACUUGGAAAAGCACCUAAGCCACCCCCUGAACCUCAAGCCGACGAACAUCCUCCUGGACGAAGCGCUAAACGCAAAAAUCACCGACUUUGGAAUCUGCGAAAUUGAAAAGUGCCUCGACACGAAUAUCGACCACUCGUAUGUUGUGUACCCCAACGGAUUAACCACAUUCGAUGUUGUGUUAGCAGACAGGAAUGUACAGAAGAUGGAAUUCUCCAGAAACGACCUUAGCGAUGUUCUGCGUGUUCAUGAUUAUGAGGACAAGCUGCACUUGUAUAGUGUCCAACGGAUAGUUGCUUCACCGAGCAGUGCCUACCCCUCCGUUUCGUUCUGGACCCCUCCCGAGAUUUUGAGAGGCCAGAGAGGAAAGCCCUUUUAUGCGGAUGUCUACGCGCUGGGAAUUGUGCUCUGGGAAAUGUUAACCCGCAGUGUCCCCUUUAACUACCCCUUCAAGUCUCACCUGGUGGCCUCCGUCGGAUAUGCGAAAGAAGAACUGAAUUACAAUAACAUCCCAGACCCUAUUCAAGGGUUGAUAAAAUCUUGUGUUCACAGGAAUAUGUACAAAAGACCAAAUUUUGAACAAAUUUUAGCAGAGCUAUCCCGGCUAUAUGAAAAAGCAAAUACAAAAGCUGAAGAUGCUCUCAUGUCCUUUAUGGAUGGAACAUAA